AUGCGAUCAGCUGGAGGUCUCCAAGGAGGAGUUCUGCGAAGGAGUCCUCCAGGUCGUGAGGCGAGACUACAAGCGCGGAUACUGCAAGUGCAGAGAAGACAGCAGCGUGGACCAGCUGGUGCGACAACGCCCUGGCUGCCUGCUUCGGAGCUCGGACCCCGAUGCCGAGCUCAGAUACCUGGUGGAGGUCACCGAAGACUCUCAGCGCGAAGUCCUCGAAAGGGCCUUCGAUUGUGCCUCGACUGUCACCUUCUGCCCUCCCUCUGCAAGUCACAGCUAUCCUGA
Molecule: messenger RNA, 285 nt
Organism: Symbiodinium sp. CCMP2592
Lineage: Eukaryota; Dinophyceae; Suessiales; Symbiodiniaceae
Source: the annotation of a GenBank genome assembly